AUGGCAGUGUCUUUCCCUCGUCUUCCGAGGUGGUUGUGUGGUGGUAAGAAAGAGUCCAAAGGGUCUUCUUCUUCUUCUUCACUGAAGAAGACUUGUAACAAUAAGACUGGGUCUUCUUCUUCUAGUGUGAAGAAGAUUAAGAGAGGAUGGAUUGGAAGAGGAGGAGGAGAGGAGGAGAAGAUGGGGAAUGUUGUGUUCCCUCAACCUGAUGAUCCUGAGUGGUCUAUUGGUUGGGUUGAACCACAUGGUCCAGGUUUUAAAAGUGAGGAUGAUACUGCUUGUGGUGGGUUUGUGGUUCUUGUUCCUUGUUACAAGAAGUUGGUUGAUGGUUCUGGGAAUCAGAUCCCAACUGCCUUCUUCUCUCCUGCUCCUGAUGGUAAGAAUAUGGAACAGUGGCUGUCGUCUAUGGGGAAGCUAUAA
Eruca vesicaria subsp. sativa (arugula) is the source of this 420-nucleotide messenger RNA. Lineage: Eukaryota; Viridiplantae; Streptophyta; Magnoliopsida; Brassicales; Brassicaceae. The record is from the annotation of a GenBank genome assembly.